Molecule: messenger RNA, 1976 nt
Organism: Tachyglossus aculeatus (Australian echidna)
Lineage: Eukaryota; Metazoa; Chordata; Mammalia; Monotremata; Tachyglossidae
Gene: ISYNA1
Product: inositol-3-phosphate synthase 1
Exons: 11
Coding region: 102-1769 (555 amino acids)
Biological process (GO): inositol biosynthetic process; phospholipid biosynthetic process
Cellular component (GO): cytoplasm
Molecular function (GO): inositol-3-phosphate synthase activity
Source: RefSeq, a predicted model, not a curated record
GGAGCGCCGCGCUCAGCUCUCCGGCCCAGUCAGUCCAUGUGCCCUGCUGCCCGCAGCUACCCUCGCCACCUCGCCACCCCCCGGUUCUCCACAGCACUGCGAUGGACGGUUUUGUGGUGGAAAGCCCUGAUGUAACCUAUGGGCCAGACUUCAUCCAGGCCAAUUACAUAUAUCAGACUGCCCGGGUGAGCCGAGAGGGUGAAAUGACUAAGGUGUACCCCAGCUCCACCCGAUUCACCUUCCGUACCGAGCGCCACGUGCCCCGCCUCGGGGUCAUGCUGGUGGGCUGGGGAGGGAACAACGGCUCCACGGUGACUGCGGCGGUGCUGGCCAAUCGGCUCCAUCUCUCUUGGAUGACCAAGGCUGGCAAGAAGGAGGCAAACUAUUACGGCUCGCUGCUGCAAGCUGCCACAGUGAGCCUAGGGAGCGAUGCCAGCGGCGGGGAAGUCUACGUGCCCUUCCGAGACCUGUUACCCAUGGUGCACCCUGAUGACAUCGUGUUUGAUGGCUGGGACAUCUCCUCUCUGAACCUGGCGGAGGCGAUGCAGCGGGCCCAGGUGCUGGAUUGGCCCCUGCAGGAGCAACUCUGGUCCCACAUGGAGCGGCUGCAGCCUCGGCCCUCGGUCUACAUCCCCGAAUUCAUCGCCGCCAACCAAGAGGGUCGGGCCGACAACCUAAUCCCUGGCACCCGGGCGGAACAGCUGGAGCAGAUCCGCAAGGACAUUCGGGAGUUCCGUGCAAGCAGCGGAGUGGACAAGGUCAUUGUCCUGUGGACGGCCAACACCGAGCGUUUCUGUGAUGUGGUGCCUGGCCUCAACGACACAGCGGAGAACCUGCUGCAGACCAUCGAGCGGGGCCUGGAAGUGUCCCCGUCGACACUGUUUGCCGUGGCCAGCAUCCUGGAGGGCUGCGCCUAUCUCAACGGCUCCCCUCAAAACACCUUUGUGCCGGGGGCCGUGGAGCUGGCCCUGCAGCGCCAGGUCUUCAUCGGUGGGGAUGACUUCAAAUCCGGCCAGACCAAGAUCAAGUCUGUGUUGGUUGACUUCCUCAUCGGAGCUGGCCUCAAGACCGUGUCCAUCGUCAGCUACAAUCACCUGGGCAACAACGAUGGGCAGAACCUGUCUGCACCACAGCAGUUCCGCUCCAAGGAGAUCUCCAAGAGCAGCGUGGUGGACGACAUGGUCCGCUCCAACCCCCUCCUUUACGGCCCCAAGGAACUGCCCGACCACUGCGUGGUGAUUAAGUAUGUCCCGUAUGUGGGUGACAGUAAGCGGGCGCUGGAUGAGUACACAUCGGAGAUCAUGCUGGGUGGCACCAACACGAUCGUCCUGCACAACACCUGUGAGGACUCCCUGCUUGCCAGCCCCAUCAUUCUGGACCUGGUGAUCCUGACGGAACUCUGCCAGCGCAUCACCUUCUGUACCGACUCAGACCCCCAGUUCCAGAGCUUCCACCCAGUCCUGUCCAUCCUCAGCUUCCUGUGUAAGGCACCGCUGGUGCCUGAGGGCACCCCUGUGGUCAACGCCCUCUUCCGCCAGAGGAGCUGCAUUGAGAACAUCCUCAGGGCCUGCGUGGGGCUGCCACCGCAGAACCACAUGCUGCUGGAGCACAAGAUGGAGCGGCCGGGAAACAGUCUCAAGAGGGGCGGCUCUGUGGCUCCUGACUGCCCUGCUCCGAAGAAGAAGGGGGCUGUGGCCCCCCCCGAUGACUCGAUGCGCGAUGCCAAUGGACACGGGUGCCCCACUGCACUGCACGCCACUCCCAAAUAACACCCUGCCAGACACACGUAUACCCAGGCCCCCGUUGGUGUGUGCGGGGUGUUCCCAAUCCUAGUGGCUCCUUUUACUGCUUUGCUCCUCCUAUUCUCCCUCCCCUCUCCCCAUGCUUUCUCCUCUUACCACCAGCUUUCCCCCGUCGGGGACUGGGCGAUGUGAACCGAGCAACAUGGUUGCCAAUAAAGUGGCAUUAGAACAGUG